AUGGGCUUCACCACGGCCACAGAAUUCCACCAGCAAUGGUCAGAGCUCAUCCAGAUCACCACUGGCUCCAAAGAGCUGGACAAGCUGCUUCAAGGUAAAAGCCAUUGUCCCAGAGCUGUGAGUGCCAGAGUUGCUGCCCUGGCUGCUGUCCUGGCUGUGAUGAUGCUCCUAGUGCUCAUAGCACUGUAUCUGACCCUCAGGGCAGGCAGCCAAGAGGACUCAACAACAGUGACCUCCAGCAGCCCAAAUGUGUCAACAGCACUGUCCCCCAGCAGCCAAGAGGACUCAACAACGUUACCCCCCAGCCAUGGAGAGGCAGCAGGAAAAAGCUGUUGUUCCACAACACGAGUUGCUGUCCUGGUUACUGAGAUAAUCCUGCUCCUCCUCACUGCUCUGUUUCAGAUUAUCCCAUGUAACAGGCCUUGUUCCAGAGCACACAUUGCUGUGCUGGUUGUUGUCCUGCUUCUGGCUGUGCUGGCCCUGACUCUGUCUUGGACACUGCCAGGUGCUCCAAUUGCAAAAAGCCAACAGGACUCAACAACAUUGUCUCCCACCAGCCAAGAGGACUCAACAAACACUGAGAUAUCUGUGCCUAAUUACCUUCUCUCACAAUCAGAAGAUGGGUACUACUUACUUGGUCUCAGAUACUCUCCAGAGGAGCAGAAGUGGAAGUGGAUCAACAAGGUGGAACAUGACCCAGCCAUGUUUGCUAUAAGCAGACGUUAUAGUGACUAUCACUGCACGUACAUUGGAUUUGGUAAAGUAGGAACUGCACCUUGUUAUAGAAGAUACACAGUACAAACUAUGUGUGAAAAAGCUGCAACAAUGUCAGAAAGGCAUCAGAAGAAGAGCUAAAACCAAGAGCUCCAGGCUGAGAUGUUAUCCCAGCUUCCUGUAGCAAAGGUGGAUGGGAUGUGUCUCAUUUCUCUCUAGCUGCCCAGUCUCUGCUCCCAGGCUCUCCUGCAGCCCCUCCAGACUCAUGGCCCAGCCCAGCCCAGCCUUUCCCUGCUGCUGUGUGAGCCUGGCUGGAUCCCCUCUGGAAGAGCUGCCUCUGGCACACAGGAGGAGUCUGGCACUGUCUCAUGCCAGGGGUGGCACUUGCAGGCAGGCAGUGCCAGGGGAGAGGAGUCCAGGCUGGGGCCAGGGCUGAUCCCAAACAGAUGCUGACUCUGCAGGUCACAGCCAUGCACAGCCCUGUGCUCCCAGCCCUGCCUGUGCCCGAGGAGACCCUUCCCCAGCUGGCCACAGCCUGGCCUCGCCUGCAGCCACAAGGGAAGGGCAGCAGAGAUUUCUGCUUGGGGUCUGGUGGGGAAGGGCAGCCCCAGUCCUUGGCAGGAUGGACAGGACAAAGUCAGGGGUGGGUGUGGAUAAACCUUCCCCUGUCCCAGACUGUUCCAUGAGCACGUGGAGGAAAUGGGAAUCAGCCCAAUGGAAAGGAUCCUACAGCAGCAAGCUCUGGGCAUGAAAUCAGCCCCAGUCCUGUGUGGAGUGUCAGAUUUAGGAUGUGCUGGGAAAGGGCACAGGAUGGAGAGCAGCAGAGAGCAGCAAGGCCUGAAGAACAGAGUCCCAAGAGGAGCUGAGCUGGACAGAAAACAGAACAAUGAAAGCCCCAGUGAGCUGUGAAGGAGCUGGUGAGAAGUAUGAGAGUGACCCCCAGGCAAUGGCAGCACCGUGCUCUGCCCUCUUUUCCUUGGAGAUUGAGCACAGGACAGGGCAGAUCCAUUGAUGUGCUCUGGGUCCCCCAGAGAGCUCCACUCCCCUGCCUGGGCUGACUGCUGGGCCCCUGCACAGCUCAUCUCCUUUCCAUUGCAAGGAAUAAAGCUUUUC
Ficedula albicollis (Collared flycatcher) is the source of this 1827-nucleotide messenger RNA. RefSeq lists its product as uncharacterized. Bases 1 to 855 code for a protein of 284 amino acids. The transcript is spliced from 9 exons. The record is from RefSeq and is a predicted model, not a curated record. Lineage: Eukaryota; Metazoa; Chordata; Aves; Passeriformes; Muscicapidae.